ACAUUUCUAGUGGCACGAGGUAUUUGCAAACAGCACAACAUUGUGUGAUUAGCUACGAGCUAGCUAGCUAACAAGCUGGCUAAGGUAGAAAUGUCUGAGCUGCUAGCCAACACUGUGUUGUAUUUACCCAAGUUAGCAGGACUAGGUAGCUAACGUUAGCUAGCAACAAAUAUUUGGAAAAGCUAGGCACCUGCCGACACCUAGCUAGCUAACUGUUUGUUAGGAACACAGCUGACUGUGAAGAUUACUAAUAAGCUAGCUGAGGCUGAAGACAUGACUGAUGCUAAACAUAUAAUUAUCAAGCUAGCCGAGUCAAAUUCAUCUUUGCCCUAAAUAUAACACUAAUAGGUAGCUAGCACGAAAUGUGAGUGUUCUUUGCUAGAUUUUCACAUUCUUGCAAUGAUAUAAUGCAUUGUAUGCUCUCUGGGCUUAUAAUGCAUUAUAUGUAUUAUCAGGAUGGAUAAGUACUUAUGAACAAUUAGUAAGUAUGAUACAACUCUUUGUAUUAUAAGACAUUACAUAUGCACUUAUAAGGCAUUAUAUGUAUGCCUCAUAUAAAAUAUUAACAAAUAUGUUUUUACACAAAUGAUGUCUACCAAAACAAUAAACUAUUUUUUAAAUUUAAUAAACACAUUUUCAAAUGUCAGUCAGAUCACUCAAUCAAAUCUAAAUGAUUUCAAUCAAUGGGGGUGACUGGAAUACAGUGACUAAAGGAAUAGUACAUACCUGGCAUAAUCAGGAAGUGAGGCAUGUCCAGGAAGAAGGAAAGUGGAUCCUGAGGAGAAUAACAAGCUCACCUUGCCUGAAACACUACCUUACUGUUGCUUGACAUCAAAUUUGGAUAAAAGAAACACACACUUUAAACUAACUACAAUUUGUAAAGGCUCUAUAGGGCAUUCAUAGCCUUUAUAAGAAUUACACAAGUGCUUCACAAAUUAUCCAUAAGCUCCCGAGGGGUGCAGCAGUCUAAGGCACUGCAUCUCAGUGCUAAAGGCGUCACUACAGACCCUGGUUCGAUUCCAGGCUGUUUCACAACCGUCCGUGAUUGAGAGUCCCAUAGGGCGGCACACAAUUGGCCCAGCGUUGUUAGGGUUUGGGGAUUCAAUAGCAAGGUCAGAUUCAAAUGGAUAUAUAUAUAUAUACAGUAUGUGACAGUGACAACAAUGGAUAUUUCUCAAUAUGCAUACUACCGUGCUCUGAGCAUGCAAAUUGGAGCACACAACGGUUGGAGUGUGAGUCCAAAUCAGAGUAUGUGAAAGGGGAAUGGACUAUGGCUGCGAGGGGUUUUGAGGUUAAGUCAGGAGGAGGCCACCCACACUGUUCAUUGGUAAGACAACAGACAAUGGAUAAUGGACUCCAGGCUGUUUGGCAACAAGGACGAAGUGGGCUGAUGCAGAAAUAGGCAUGAAGUCUAUAUAGACCACUACACCAAGUACUGCUUUUGUUUGACUAUUGGUCAUUUUUGACCAAUUUGUAUUUAUAAAUACAUUUCUGUUCAGAAUUAAAAUAUCAAUUGAACUGAUUUCCAAUCAAAGCUCAAGACUGCAAAUUGGUUUUCCAUUUCACUCAGGGAACUAGAGAUUCACUGAAAACAAACGCCAGCCAUAACGUUGUCUACCUGUACAUUACUCGUGCAAUAUUUACAGGAAACAUGUUAAUUUAGCCUGUUUUCACUUUGAAAUUAAAAACAUAAUCCCAGUCAAUCAAUCACUUAUCACUGAAUAUCUAAAGAUCAAAUAUUGUUUUCAGUGAUUUCUCUGACAGGACAUGUCACUGCGUUAAAUUGAGAGGCAAUGUACAGUACUAUACAUUACCGGCCUCUCAUAACAAGAAGUUUGCUCUCUCAUAUCACUCACUCAUUAUGAUGUGCAUAAUGUUAUGUUAUUAUAAUAAUAUUAUACAGUAGAUGGGUGCCCUUUGAGGUAAAUGAUCAUAUUUGGACCAGAGAAUUUUUUUUUUUUCUCUCUGUCAUUCAAACAGCAACAAUCCAAAAAUGGACCCCACCAUGCACACAAUGGGGAGUAAUAAAGGAUUUAGCUGGAAACCAUUGUGUAAAGGGGCCCCUAUGCCAUUAUGCCAACUCAGGACUUUUCACAAUGGAGCUGGGGGUUCUUUUGACGUUAAGCCAGGUAUAAAAGUACCCAAGGACGGAGAAUACGCUAUACAUCUUCAGAUCAAGUAUCUGUAGGCUACCCAAACAAGAGUCACCAUGACCAUGGGAAAGAUUACCUUCUACGAGGACAGGAACUUCCAGGGCCGUUCCUAUGAGACCAGCUCAGACUGCCCUGAGUUGACCUCCUACCUGAGCAGGUGCAACUCCUGCAGGGUGGAGAGCGGCUGCUUCAUGGUGUACGACCGCUCCAACUUCCAGGGAAACCAGUACUUUGUGAGGAGAGGAGAGUAUGGUGACCACCAGCGUAUGGGCAUGUCUGACUGCAUUAGGUCCUGCCGAAACAUCCCCAUGCACAGCGGCCAGUUCAGGAUGAGGAUCUACGAGAGGGAAAACUUCGGAGGUCAGAUGCACGAGAUGAUGGACGACUGUGAGAACAUGAUGGACCGUUACCGCAUGUCCGACUGCCAGUCCUGCAAUGUGAUGGACGGCCACUGGCUCAUGUACGAGCAGCCCAACUACAAAGGCAGGCAGAUGUACCUGAGGCCUGCAGAGUACAGAAACUUCAGCAACAUGGGAGGAAGCAUGGGCAACAUGAAAUGGCAGUCUAUGAGGCGUAUCAUGGAUUCUUGUUAAUUCACUGUUUGAUGUGACUAUUAGGUUUAUAAUAAAGGCUUGUAUAAAAGCAUCUGUCAUGACGUGACGUUGGAAUGAUUAAUUGUUUAUAAUUACGUGAUUAAAUGAAUCAGGUAAUUAUUAAGUCAUUAACCUGGGGCACCAUGGGAAA
Salvelinus fontinalis (brook trout) is the source of this 2897-nucleotide messenger RNA. Its product is annotated as gamma-crystallin M3-like. The record is from RefSeq and is a predicted model, not a curated record. The transcript has 3 exons. Bases 2210 to 2746 code for a protein of 178 amino acids. Gene Ontology annotation, biological process: lens development in camera-type eye; visual perception. Lineage: Eukaryota; Metazoa; Chordata; Actinopteri; Salmoniformes; Salmonidae. Gene Ontology annotation, molecular function: structural constituent of eye lens.